Momordica charantia (bitter melon) is the source of this 1865-nucleotide messenger RNA. NCBI's taxonomy places the organism in Eukaryota, Viridiplantae, Streptophyta, Magnoliopsida, Cucurbitales, Cucurbitaceae. The record is from RefSeq and is a predicted model, not a curated record.
AAAAAUAUAACAUAAUUUGACGGUGUAGAAUUUUCAGCCACAUUGUUCCGACGUCAAACAAUUAAUGUCGUUAACAUUGAUCGUGCGUGUGUAUUAAAGCAUGAGACGCCCACCCCCACAAAAAAUCAGUGGGUAGACGCAGAUCUCUUUGUACGAACCAAUAUAUUCUUAUUUCUUUUUCUGUCGUUUCUCAUGUGGUCGGAGCCGCCGCAUGCGACGGAACCGAGCUCUACUCCGACGCUAUCUCUCUCUCAGCUUCUGCCGGAGCCGCCGUGGAUGCCCACGCCGCCGCGUUUAACUCUGGCCUCAAUCCCCUUCCUGUGGGAGGAGGCGCCGGGCAAGCCCCGCCAAUGCGCCGGAUCACAAGCUCCGCCGUCGCCACCGCUGCCGCCGGGAGAGAGAACGUUGGAGCUGCCUCCGCGGCUGCAGACCGCUCUGCCGUCGCCUACAACGGUGCUCGACGGCCCGGAAAUUAGGAGGGCAGGGGGAUCCAACUCCAAGAGAUGGGGCAGUUUCAGGAAGUGUAAGGAAAUCGCCGUCGCCGGCGGCGGCGGCGGGAGGCUUAGAAGGAAGAGAAAUGUAUUGCUAUCAGUUUCAUCUUAUUCAAAAUCACACUUCUUGGUGAGCAUCUAUGAGAGGUUUAAACAGGUUGUUACUGUUGGUUGGAGACGAAGGUGAAGAUUAUAUAAUUAACUAAAUUACUUCCAUUACAAUUUACAACUAACUUUGCAAUUGUAUAUGUUAAAAAUAAAUUUAAACUUUCUCCUGUUCAUAUUACUAGACGAUAUAAUUGGAGAGAUAUCUCUAAUCGAGACCACUUCAUUUUAGCUUUUAAUUUGUUACAUGCAUAGUCAGGAUAAAAGUGAUGUUUUUAGGACCUGUUUGGGAAUGGUUUUAGAAUUGACGAGUUACCUAUAAUAAUUGAUAUAAUUAUCCUAACGUUUAGUUACCUAUACUUUUUUUGGUCGUUUUUAUAUAAUCAAAAGUGGUUUGGAAUGAUUAAUAUUUGAAGUUUAAAGAGAUGAUUUGACAAAAGUUUCCGAGAGUAAUUUUUAGAAUCAGAGUAUGUUUUUUAAUUUUUUUUAUAUAUUAUGGAUUCACUUACACACUCUACCAAACCAACUAAACUAAUACGGAGAUUCGAACCGAACCGAACCAAAGCAACUCGAUUUGAGUUGGUUCAAUUCUUUGGGUCGGUUGAGGUUGGGUAGAAGUGAGUGAGUGAUGUUUGCUGAAGGGAAAAGAAAGAGCGGUAAUUAAUGUGGUAUCCAUGUGGGCAUAUAUUUUGAUUCAUUGCUUAUAAUAUUUUCGUAUUCCAUAAUCCACACCCAUUUCUCUCCUUUUCUCCAUUUUCUUCCUAAGGCAGAUGCUUAUUCCGGCAGCCUCCUCCGCCGCAACAGCCAGGCACCUCUCUCUCUCUCAUGAAUGUGUUUUUUUUUAUCCUUACAAUUCUGAGUUUGCUAAAUGAGCUUUAGAAUUCAUCUCUAUUUCGUUUCAUUCGUCUCUCAUCUUGGUUUAAACUUUUUUUUUGCUUUUAGUUGAAUGGUGAAAUAACAUAGCAUCAAAGCACGAAGUCUUCAAACGAAGAGUUUUUCGAUACGAAGUUGUAUUUACGGAUUUAAUACUUAGAUUUCAUAAUUUCUAGAAGACCCAAAAUCUCAAAUUGGUGAGGUAGGAUUGUUUUUAUUUUUAUUUUUAGGAGAAUAUUAGGAUAAGCAUAUUCUUAACCAUGCAAGCAUUUGUAUGUCAAAUGCUCCUUCUAUUUUGUUUUAUUUUUCUUUUCAGGCAUCUGAUCGGUCGUUUGAAGAUAGUAUAACAUUAAUUAUAUAUAUUUUAAAAAAAAGAUGGUUAACUCUUUUCAUUCA